AAAGUAGGGCGGUGGGAGUGAACGAAACGGUGGUUUCUUACGGUUGAGUCAGUCGUCUUUAUCAUAUCACCCAGUGCCAGAGUCUCUGCCUGCUGAGAGCUCACCUGAACUUUAAUGAACAGGAGUCGAUCUGCCACUCCGAUCAUAAAAUCUCAAGAUGAGUAAACAUGACUCAAACGAGAAGUGUGUUUCAGUAAUUUCUAAGAAAAGAAGACAUGAUGUUGAUGCUCUGCAUGGUUUGACACAAAAGUUUCCUGAAGUUAUAAAAACAUUCUCUCAUGGUGAUCUCCACAUGAUCACAGAAUACUACAAGCCCUUCCUCACCUAUGUGAUUGAACACGACAUCACAAGCAUCCUGGAAAAUCUGGUAACCAAGCACAUCCUCACCACUGAUGAGGCCAAGAGUUUCAAAGCCAAAGAAGAAAGUGAGGGACAAGCAGCUGUGGAGGUCUUCAUCAGUGACAUAAUGAAGAUGGAUAGUAUAGUGCUGGUGAGCCUGUGGGAAGCACUAGCUGAAGAAAUUUUGAGAUUUCCAUCACCAAACCUGAGCAAAAUACUGACAGAGGUGACAGAGCAGGGACCAGAGCUGUUGACUGACAUCGAAGCCAGUUUAAAAUCCCCUCCUAUUGACGCACAUAUUAAAGACCUUCAUGACUUGCACAGAGGUGGUGUGUUACAACCCCCAAUACCUCUGGAGGAUCAGGGUUCUCCUGGAUAUCCGCAUGCUAGUGCUAUGGGCUCUGAGAGUGGAUACACAGAGCUGAUGGUUGAUGACCGUUACAUAAGGACCUACAGUGAAAGGUACCAUGAACUUGUUAAGAUAGGCAAUAAAGAUGCAGAGCCGGUGGAAAAACGGACAACGGAGAAAUGUGACCAAGUCUGGAUGAAACAGCUUUUUAGAAGAAGUCCAGGAAGUGAGACUACCCCUCACAUUGUAGUGGUCAGUGGUGUAGCUGGAAUUGGUAAGACCACCAUUGUCCAGAAGAUCAUGCUUGAUUGGGCCAGAGGCACUCAGUACCAAAGAUUUGCAUUUGUGUUCUUGUUUAAAUUCAGGGAGUUCAACCUUUUAGACAUUGAGACAGAGAGACAAAUUUCUCUGACUGGGCUGAUUGGAAGGCACUAUAAGCAUCUCGGUGACCCAAAACUGAAAGAAAUCCUGCAGAAACCAGAAUCACUCCUUUUUAUAUUUGAUGGAGUGGAUGAAUACAAACACAAACUGGACUUCAAACAGGAACAACUCUGCACAAACCCAGAUGACCCCUUUCCUGUCCACAUCCUGGUCACCAGCCUGGUCAGUCGGGCAUUACUGAAGGGCUGUUCGGUCCUGAUAACAAGCAAACCAACAGCCUUGGAGACGCUGGACAUGAAAAGAGUCGAUUACUUUGCAGAGAUCCUGGGGUUCUUUCCUGAGCAAAGACUGAUGUACUUUAAGAAGUUCUUUGGUGACACUGAUCUGGGCACCGAGGCUUUUCGGUAUGCGGAAGACAACCCCAUCGUCUACACCAUGUGCUUCAACCCCUCAUACUGCUGGAUGAUUUGCUCUGCAUUGAAAAGUCACUUCAUGACACCUAAAGAAUUACGAGGCACUGCCCCCAGAACUGUCACCGAGGUCUUUGUCAUGUUCCUUCACAACAUCCUUAGCAAUCAUAAACAAGAGGCCGAGGACAAGCAGGGGAUUCUGGUCAAACUGGGAAAAAUGGCUUAUUAUGGAGUGGAGAAUAGGACUCUUGUGUUUUAUGACAAAUUUGAGAUGUCUACCUUUGGUCUCCAACUAGUCCUCUCCUCCCCGAUCCUCAAAGAAAUCCUGCAGAGGGAAAGCAGUCUGGAUCACACAACAUAUACAUUCAACCACCUCACCCUGCAGGAGUUCAUGGCCGCCUGCUUCUUCUAUCUUGAUCCAUCAGGGGAUAUUGAGGAGCUUUUUGUGAAGAUGGACACCUGUAAAGAUGGCCGGUUUGUGAUUUUCACUCAGUUCUUGGUAGGACUGGCCAGGCCUUCUGUGCUUAAAAUACUGGGGGGAAUCCUGGGGGACUUGGAGAUGAAAACAGAAAAGCGGGUACUGGAGUGGGUGAAGAAAAAAGCUGAAAAGAUACUAUGGAGUGAAGCUGCAAGCAAUGUUCAGCUAAUAGUGUGUCAGUGGCUCUAUGAGACUCAGAAUGACUACUUAAUCAGAGAAGUCAUUGGGAAGGAUUUAAAGUUGGACUUUAGUCAUAGAGGUUUAUCCCAUCUGGAAUGUGAUGUGCUGAACUCUGUCAUUGGCUGCUGUGGAGAACUCGGGGAACUUGACUUGUCAUACACACUUCUUACCCCAGAGUUCUUCAGAAGACUGGCACCGUGUCUCAUCUGCUGUAGAAGCAUCAACCUAACCGAUUACGCAGUCUCGUCUGAAUGUUGCUUGGCUCUAUCCUCGAUACUCUCUGAUGAAAACUCACGACUGACCGAGCUGAAGCUGUUUGAGGAUGAGUUGGAAUAUUCAGGAGUGGCACAAUUGUGCGAGGGGCUGAGGAGCGAAAACUGUAAAUUGGAGAAAUUGAGACUGUGUUACUGCUUUUUCACCCCUGGAUGUUGCUCAGUUCUCUCCUCAGUCCUGUCUUCUCCACACUCACGACUGACUGAACUGUGGCUGGACUACAAUGACCUGGAAGUUUCAGAAGUGGAUCAGUUGUGUGAGGGGCUGAAGAGCAAAAAUUGUAAAAUAAAGAAACUGAGCCUGAGUCAAUGUAAUCUCACCUCUGGAUGUUUGCCAGCUCUCUCCUCAGUCCUGUCUUCUCCACACUCCCAAAUGACUGAACUGGACCUGUCUGCCAAUUGUCUGAGUGACUCGGGAGUGACAGAGCUGUGUGAGGGACUCAAGAGUGAAAACUGUAAAUUGGAGACACUGAGCCUGUCCGGUUGUAGUCUCACCUCGGGAUGUUGCCCAACUCUCUGCUCAGUCCUGUCCUGUCCACAUGCAUCAUUGACUAAACUGGACCUGAUGAGCAACAAGCUGGAGGAUUUAGGAGUGAAUCAGCUCUGUGAGGGGCUUAGGAGUGAAAACUGUAAAUUAGAGAAACUGAGCCUGGUAUCGUGUCAUCUCACCUCUGGAUGUUGCUCAUCUCUCUCUUCAGCCCUCUCUGCUCCACAUUCACGACUGACUGAGCUGCAGUUAGACUAUAAUGACCUGCAGGAUUCAGGAGUAGAUCAGCUCUGUGAGGGACUGAGGAGUGAAAACUGUAAAUUACAUAAACUAAGCCUGCGUAAAUGUGGUCUCACCUCUGGAUGUUGCUCAGCUCUCACGUCGGCUCUCUCUGCUGAACAUUCAAACCUGACUAAGCUGGUGCUGUAUGACAAUAACCUGGAGGACUCUGGAGUGGAUCAGCUGUGUGUUGGGCUGAGGAGUGAAAACUGUAAAUUACAGAAACUGGGGGUGCAUGGAGUUGGGAUCAGUGAGGAAGAGAAGUGGAACCUGAAGUUGCUGGAGGAGGAGCUGAACAGAUCAGGGAGACGGUUAGAGAUUAAUGUAUGAGAGGAGCAGUUUUGUGAUUUAAAGUGAUGUUCCAGUGCCGGUACACACCAUCUCACUUCCUCAGAUACCCUACUGAAGGUUUCCCUUUAUCUUUUUCUUUUACUUUUAUUGUUUUUAGGUUGUGACACAGAGUUGACCUCAGACCCAAACCAUCACUCCUUUCUGAUAGUUUCCAUCCCAGGGCCUUAAAGCUCAAUGCCGACCUGAGUACUGAUAGAGCAGUGUAGAUAGCGCCACCCAGUGUCAGGCCUCCUCUUUACAGGAUACAUCUAUGAAGAUAAUUGGCAAGCACUCAGUCUUGCAAACUUGACACAGGAGUGUGAGGUGAUGACAAGACAUCACUUGGUCCUGCUGUCCAUUAUUAUUGUGUCCAAUCUCCCUGCGUCACGGGAAGGUGUGGCUCGCUGCCUCAUCAGUACAACUAAAUAACAGAAAAGGCACAAAUGUCUGCGCCAUCAGGGUAACAAGGACUUUGUGCGUGUUUCCACAUUAAAAGUAACAAAUAACCCAAAUAUGAACCACUUUCUGCUCGGAUUUUGUUUUUAUUUUUCCAUCAAUGCACAGACACUGUUAGGAUCCUUUUUUUCUGUAAAUUAGGUUCAGAUUGCUUUUACUGUGAACCAGAAAGUGUUAACAUCAGAAUCACAUUGUUUUGGCCAUGUAUGCACACUUAUUUUUUAUGAUUCUUGCCAAAUUUCCCUCUUGAGGACAAAUAAAUAUAUAUCCUUUA
Molecule: messenger RNA, 4235 nt
Organism: Polypterus senegalus (gray bichir)
Lineage: Eukaryota; Metazoa; Chordata; Cladistia; Polypteriformes; Polypteridae
Product: NACHT, LRR and PYD domains-containing protein 3-like
Exons: 13
Coding region: 158-3505 (1115 amino acids)
Cellular component (GO): cytoplasm
Molecular function (GO): protein binding
Source: RefSeq, a predicted model, not a curated record